This is a messenger RNA of Piliocolobus tephrosceles (Ugandan red Colobus), 10740 nucleotides long. RefSeq names its product kinesin family member 1B (gene KIF1B). Gene Ontology annotation, biological process: microtubule-based movement. The record is from RefSeq and is a predicted model, not a curated record. Lineage: Eukaryota; Metazoa; Chordata; Mammalia; Primates; Cercopithecidae. The transcript is spliced from 47 exons. Gene Ontology annotation, molecular function: microtubule binding; ATP binding; microtubule motor activity. The coding region runs from base 408 to 5720 and encodes 1770 amino acids.
GGCGGAGUUUCGCUAGGACCUACGCGGGGCAGUCUGACGGCAGCGGUCCUGGGAGGCGCCCGCGCGCGUCGGAGCCGCUCCCCGUCCUCCGCAGCCGUCACCGCCGGCCGUCGCCGCGCCCUGGCCUCCCGCGCUCGCGCACUCCUGCCCGCCGCCCACCUCCCACUUCGAUGCGGUGCCGGGCUGCUGCGUGAUGGGGCUGCGGAGCGGCGCCCUGCGGCUCGCGGCGGCAGCUGCUCGCGCUGAGGUGCGUCGGUGCCCGGCUCCCCGCGCCGCCGCGCGCCGCGGCUCCUGUUGAUCCGGUUCGCCCUUCGGUCUGCAGCGCGGCUGAGGAAACUUGGCUGUAACUUCAAAAGAAGAUUUGGUUCUUUAUUUCUGGACUGCAUAUAUAUAACAAGGUCAUUAAAAUGUCGGGAGCCUCAGUGAAGGUGGCUGUCCGGGUAAGGCCCUUCAAUUCUCGAGAGACCAGCAAGGAAUCCAAAUGCAUCAUUCAGAUGCAAGGCAACUCGACCAGUAUUAUUAACCCAAAGAAUCCAAAGGAAGCUCCAAAGUCCUUCAGCUUCGAUUAUUCCUACUGGUCUCAUACCUCGCCCGAAGAUCCCUGUUUUGCAUCUCAAAACCGUGUGUACAAUGACAUUGGCAAGGAAAUGCUCUUACAUGCUUUUGAGGGAUAUAAUGUCUGUAUUUUUGCCUAUGGGCAGACUGGUGCUGGAAAAUCUUAUACAAUGAUGGGUAAACAAGAAGAAAGCCAGGCUGGCAUCAUUCCACAGUUAUGUGAAGAACUCUUUGAGAAAAUCAAUGACAACUGUAAUGAAGAAAUGUCUUACUCUGUAGAGGUGAGCUACAUGGAAAUUUACUGUGAGAGAGUACGAGAUUUGCUGAAUCCAAAAAACAAGGGUAAUUUGCGUGUGCGUGAACACCCACUUCUUGGACCCUAUGUGGAGGAUCUGUCCAAGUUGGCAGUUACUUCCUACACAGACAUUGCUGACCUCAUGGAUGCUGGGAACAAAGCCAGGACAGUGGCAGCUACGAACAUGAAUGAAACAAGUAGCCGUUCCCACGCUGUGUUUACGAUUGUUUUCACCCAGAAGAAACACGAUAAUGAGACCAACCUUUCCACUGAGAAGGUCAGUAAAAUCAGCUUGGUGGAUCUAGCAGGAAGUGAACGAGCCGAUUCAACUGGUGCCAAAGGGACUCGAUUAAAGGAAGGAGCAAAUAUUAAUAAGUCUCUUACAACUCUGGGCAAAGUCAUUUCAGCCUUGGCCGAGGUGAGUAAAAAGAAGAAGAAAACGGAUUUUAUUCCCUACAGGGAUUCUGUACUUACUUGGCUCCUUCGAGAAAAUUUAGGUGGCAAUUCUCGGACUGCAAUGGUUGCUGCUCUGAGCCCCGCAGAUAUCAACUAUGAUGAGACUUUGAGCACUCUGAGAUAUGCAGAUCGUGCAAAACAAAUUAAAUGCAAUGCUGUUAUCAAUGAGGACCCCAAUGCCAAACUGGUUCGUGAAUUAAAGGAGGAGGUGACACGGCUGAAGGACCUUCUUCGUGCUCAGGGCCUGGGAGAUAUUAUUGAUACAUCCAUGGGGUCCCUCACUUCAUCCCCAUCUUCCUGCUCACUCAAUAGUCAGGUGGGCUUGACGUCUGUGACCAGUAUUCAAGAGAGGAUCAUGUCUACACCUGGAGGAGAGGAAGCUAUUGAACGUCUAAAGGAAUCAGAGAAGAUCAUUGCUGAGUUGAAUGAAACUUGGGAAGAGAAGCUUCGUAAAACAGAGGCCAUCAGAAUGGAGAGAGAGGCUUUGUUGGCUGAGAUGGGAGUUGCCAUUCGGGAAGAUGGAGGAACCCUAGGGGUUUUCUCACCUAAAAAGACUCCACAUCUUGUUAACCUGAAUGAAGACCCACUAAUGUCUGAGUGCCUACUUUAUUACAUCAAAGAUGGAAUUACAAGGGUUGGCCAAGCAGAUGCUGAGCGGCGCCAGGACAUAGUGCUGAGCGGGGCUCACAUUAAAGAAGAGCAUUGUAUCUUCCGGAGUGAGAGAAACAACAGCGGGGAAGUUAUCGUGACGUUAGAGCCCUGUGAGCGCUCAGAAACCUACGUAAAUGGCAAGAGGGUGUCCCAGCCUGUUCAGCUGCGUUCAGGAAACCGUAUCAUCAUGGGUAAAAACCAUGUUUUCCGCUUUAACCACCCGGAGCAAGCACGAGCCGAGCGAGAGAAGACUCCUUCUGCUGAGACUCCGUCUGAGCCUGUGGACUGGACAUUUGCCCAGAGAGAGCUUCUGGAAAAACAAGGAAUUGAUAUGAAACAAGAGAUGGAGAAAAGGCUACAGGAAAUGGAGAUCUUAUACAAAAAGGAGAAGGAAGAAGCAGAUCUUCUUUUGGAGCAGCAGAGACUGGACUAUGAGAGUAAAUUGCAGGCCUUGCAGAAGCAGGUUGAAACCCGAUCCCUGGCUGCAGAAACAACUGAAGAGGAGGAAGAGGAGGAAGAAGUUCCUUGGACACAGCAUGAAUUUGAGUUGGCCCAAUGGGCCUUCCGGAAAUGGAAGUCUCAUCAGUUUACUUCAUUACGGGACUUACUCUGGGGCAAUGCCGUGUACCUAAAGGAGGCCAAUGCCAUCAGUGUGGAAUUGAAAAAGAAGGUGCAGUUUCAGUUUGUUCUGCUGACUGACACACUGUACUCCCCUCUGCCUCCUGAAUUACUUCCCACUGAGAUGGAAAAAACUCACGAGGACAGGCCUUUCCCUCGCACAGUGGUAGCAGUAGAAGUCCAGGAUUUGAAGAAUGGAGCAACACACUAUUGGUCUUUGGAGAAACUCAAGCAGAGGCUGGAUUUGAUGCGAGAGAUGUAUGAUAGGGCAGGGGAGAUGGCCUCCAGUGCCCAAGACGAAAGCGAGACCACUGUGACUGGCAGCGAUCCCUUCUAUGAUCGGUUCCACUGGUUUAAACUUGUGGGGAGCUCCCCCAUUUUCCACGGCUGUGUGAAUGAGCGCCUUGCCGACCGCACACCCUCCCCCACUUUUUCCACGGCUGAUUCCGACAUCACUGAGCUGGCUGACGAGCAGCAAGAUGAGAUGGAGGAUUUUGAUGAUGAGGCAUUCGUGGAUGACGCCGGCUCUGACGCAGGGACGGAGGAGGGAUCAGAUCUCUUCAGUGACGGGCAUGACCCGUUUUACGACCGAUCCCCUUGGUUCAUUUUAGUGGGAAGGGCAUUUGUUUACCUGAGCAAUCUGCUGUAUCCUGUGCCCCUGAUCCACAGGGUGGCCAUCGUCAGUGAGAAAGGUGAAGUGCGGGGAUUUCUGCGUGUGGCUGUACAGGCCAUCGCAGCGGAUGAAGAAGCUCCUGAUUAUGGCUCUGGAAUUCGACAGUCAGGAACAGCUAAAAUAUCUUUUGAUAAUGAAUACUUUAAUCAGAGUGACUUUUCGUCUGUUGCAAUGACUCGUUCUGGUCUGUCCUUGGAGGAGUUGAGGAUUGUGGAAGGACAGGGUCAGAGUUCUGAGGUCAUCACUCCUCCAGAAGAAAUCAAUCGAAUGAAUGACUUGGAUUUGAAGUCAAGCACUUUGCUGGAUGGUAAGAUGGUAAUGGAAGGGUUUUCUGAAGAGAUUGGCAACCACCUGAAACUGGGCAGUGCCUUCACUUUCCGAGUAACAGUGUUGCAGGCCAGUGGAAUCCUCCCAGAGUAUGCAGAUAUCUUCUGUCAGUUCAACUUUUUGCAUCGCCAUGAUGAAGCAUUCUCCACGGAGCCCCUCAAAAACAAUGGCAGAGGAAGUCCCCUGGGCUUUUAUCAUGUGCAGAAUAUUGCAGUGGAGAUCACUGAAUCGUUUGUGGAUUACAUCAAAACCAAGCCUAUUGUAUUUGAAGUCUUUGGGCAUUAUCAGCAGCACCCGCUUCAUCUGCAAGGACAGGAGCUUAACAGUCCGCCUCAGCCAUGCCGCCGGUUCUUCCCUCCACCCAUGCCUCUGUCCAAGCCAGUUCCAGCCACCAAGUUAAACACAAUGAGCAAAACCAGCCUUGGCCAGAGCAUGAGCAAGUAUGACCUCCUGGUUUGGUUUGAGAUCAGUGAACUGGAGCCUACAGGAGAGUAUAUCCCAGCUGUGGUUGACCAUACAGCAGGCUUGCCUUGCCAGGGGACAUUUUUGCUUCAUCAGGGCAUCCAGCGAAGGAUCACAGUGACCAUUAUCCAUGAGAAGGGGAGCGAGCUCCAUUGGAAGGAUGUUCGUGAACUGGUGGUCGGUCGUAUUCGGAGUAAGCCUGAGGUGGAUGAAGCUGCAGUUGAUGCCAUCCUCUCCCUAAAUAUUAUUUCUGCCAAGUACCUGAAGUCUUCCCACAACUCUAGCAGGACCUUCUACCGCUUUGAGGCUGUGUGGGAUAGCUCUCUACAUAACUCCCUUCUUCUGAACCGAGUGACACCUUAUGGAGAAAAGAUCUACAUGACCUUGUCGGCCUACCUAGAGCUGGAUCAUUGCAUCCAGCCGGCUGUCAUCACCAAGGAUGUGUGCAUGGUCUUCUAUUCCCGAGAUGCCAAGAUCUCACCACCACGCUCUCUGCGUAGCCUCUUUGGCAGUGGCUACUCGAAGUCACCAGAUUCGAAUCGAGUCACUGGCAUUUACGAACUCAGCUUAUGCAAAAUGUCAGACACAGGUAGUCCAGGCAUGCAGAGAAGGAGAAGAAAAAUCUUAGAUACCUCAGUGGCAUAUGUGCGGGGAGAAGAGAACUUAGCAGGCUGGCGGCCCCGUGGAGACAGUCUCAUCCUUGAGCACCAGUGGGAGCUGGAGAAGCUGGAGCUCCUACGUGAGGUGGAAAAAACCCGCCACUUUUUGCUGCUGCGUGAGAGACUUGGUGACAGCAUCCCCAAAUCCAUGAGUGACUCGUUAUCCCCCAGCCUCAGCAGUGGGACCCUCAGCACCUCCACCAGUAUCUCCUCUCAGAUCUCAACCACCACCUUUGAAAGCGCCAUCACACCCAGCGAGAGCAGUGGCUAUGAUUCAGCAGACAUCGAAAGCCUGGUGGACCGAGAGAAAGAGCUGGCUACCAAGUGCCUGCAACUUCUCACCCACACUUUCAACAGAGAAUUCAGCCAGGUGCACGGCAGCAUCAGUGACUGUAAGUUGUCUGAUAUCUCUCCAAUUGGACGGGAUCCCUCUGAGUCCAGUUUCAGCAGUGCCACCCUCACUCCCUCUUCCACCUGCCCCUCUCUGGUAGACUCUAGGAGCAACUCUUUGGAUCAGAAGACCCCAGAAGCCAAUUCCCGGGCCUCUAGUCCCUGCACAGAAUUUGAACAGUUUCAGAUUGUCCCAGCUGUGGAAACGCCCUAUUUGGCCCGAGCAGGAAAAAACGAAUUUCUCAAUCUUGUUCCAGAUAUUGAAGAAAUUAGACCAGGCUCAGUGGUCUCUAAGAAAGGAUACCUUCAUUUCAAGGAGCCACUUUACAGUAACUGGGCUAAACAUUUUGUUGUCGUCCGUCGGCCUUAUGUCUUCAUCUAUAACAGUGACAAAGACCCUGUGGAGCGUGGAAUCAUUAACCUGUCCACAGCACAGGUGGAGUACAGCGAGGACCAGCAGGCCAUGGUGAAGACACCAAACACCUUUGCUGUCUGCACAAAGCACCGUGGGGUCCUUUUGCAGGCCCUGAAUGACAAAGACAUGAACGACUGGUUGUAUGCCUUCAACCCACUUCUCGCUGGCACAAUACGGUCAAAGCUUUCCCGCAGAUGCCCGAGCCAGCCGAAAUACUAAGUGACUCUGCCGAGUGCCCUCACUCACCUUCGAGAGAUAAAACGUUACCUCUCAUUUCUCUUUGUGAUUCUUGACGGUGACUCUUGUAUGUAAUCCUGUGGCUUACCUACUUCUCCCUCCUUGUGCAACACUUUUCCAGCUCUCCCGUCCCCAUCUCCAUUGCUCUGUACUCUUUUCUUUUUUCCUGUGCUGAGAAUCUUGUUAGUAGCAUGUGGCCUAACAAAAGGAAAAAAUGUUUUUAAAUACACACAAACACACACACACAAACACAAAAGCUCUGAGGGGAUCUGGUGAAUCUCCAAAUAAUUGUGGGUGUACUUUGGCUUCCUUUUGUAUGAUAGGUCCCCAUCAUGACCACCUCUGAUGUCUGUGCUGCUGUCACCAGACACCUUUGUCUGUUUUUGAAGACAACAUGAUACUUUUUUCUUCUUUUCUCUGUUUGUGAUAUCACUUUAAUUUUUCUUGGGUGGCUUAGAGACUAAGGGAGGAGACAUCUGGCCUUUUUAGAACCUGAGAGGAAAAAAACAAUCGUUUUUUCCCCCUCUGUCUCUUUUUGCCAAGGCUAAUCCCUGUAUUUCCAUUUGGGGAAAAGGUGGUGGUGAGCAUAGAACUGGAACAGUUAUAUUCUGAGUCAAAGUUGGGGCUUUUUAGAGCAUAAUUAUGGAAUUUUUAUUUACUGGUAGAGAGGAGAAGAGAGGCUUUUUCAGUGGGCCUGGGACAGUGGCUGCUCUUGACCUCGUGUGAAGGGAAAUGCCAAGGAUGCUUCGGGUGGACUUCAGGGGACCCCAGGGUUUGGCUGUGGGCCAUGAUGGCAGCAGGCGGUGGGAGGCUUGUAGCUCCUCACAGCAGGAUUCCUGCCCACUGUUUUUUCUCUGCUGGGAAGGAAGCUUUUUUCUAGGAGUGUCUCAGUUCUGAUUUUGGCAUUAGUGAUGGUGGUGGUACAGUUGGAAUUAGUGCCAUGUCAUACAUAAAUGUUCCACAAGGCGGGAGUGUUUCACUUUCUGGUGAUAAACUUGAUGGUCACUGUUAUGAUUAAGAUAAUGCUGGGUAGGCUGGGCACAGUGGCUCACGCCUGUAAUCCAAGCACUUUGGGAGGCCGAGGCGGGCGUAUCAUGAGGUCAGGAGUUCAAGACCAGCCUGGCCAAUAUGGUGAAACCCCGUGUCUACUAAAAAUACAAAAUUAGUCGGCAUGGUGGCACACUCCUGUAAUUCCAGCUACUUGGGAGCCUGAGGCAGGAGAAUUGCUUGAACCCAGGAGGCGGAGGUUGCAGUGAACCAAGAUUGCGCCACUGCACUCUAGCCUGAGUGACAGAACAAGACUCCAUCUCAAAAAAAAAAAAAAAAAAAGAUAAUGCUGAAUAGUGACCUUGUGAUUGUUACAGCUCGCUUUGAUCAAAGAAAUGUAGCUUUCAGGCAUACACUUGGAAGUCUCCCUCUGAAUCCAGCAGUCAUUUUCAUUGAUGCUUGUCAAGUGGAAGAUGCUUUGAGUGAUGCUCUCUAUACUCAUAAAUAAGCAAAUGUGGCAGGCUUUGCUUUCUGGAUCCCAGGAUUAAAACUAACCGUGACCACUACUCCAAACAAAACACAAUAUGCCUAGGGGCACAGAAGAGCGUCGGGGAGCCCGGGCCCCAGGGUUUGUUGCGUAUUCCCUGCUCCUCUCCAUCUGGUGUGGAAACCCUGCCCAGGGAGAACGGAGGAUGCUCACUGUGGACAGAGUCUUCUUUCCUUCUGACAGACCAGGUCAUCUGGCUUCCGAGACCAUCAGAGAAGAUAAGUCUGUCUCUUUCAGCUGCCAGUAAGUUUUCCAGGAUGAGAGGGGAAAAGGAAAGCCUCCAGAGACUUCAGUUGCUUUGCCAGUUGUCUUGGGAUUGUUUUACACCAUCCUUUACUUCCCUUGCUCAGACCUCUCUGUUUCACCAUCACUCAGGCAUUCAGGAAAGUAUCUGCUCGCUCCUACUUGGUGAGGUCCUCGGCCUUGAGCUUGCUGACUCUCAGGCGAUAGGUAGCUGGAUGACUUCUUGCUUCAUGCAGCAAAGGCCAGGGCCUCGCACGCCUCUGCAGAGUUGUUGCUAGGGAGACUUGUGUCGUCGUCCACACCUUUGUUUCUCACUUCCUGGUUGGGCUCAUCUCUGAAGAACAGGUCUCCCAGCUUCGCUCCUUAUCACUGCAUUGUGAAGAGGAGGAAAAGUGAAUCACGGAGAGAGAGAAGAUAGAAUCACAGGCUGUGUCUGUACCUGAAAAGUGACCAGCGGAAACUCUAUGAUGGAUUUUUUUUUUUUAAUUUUCUUCCUCCCUUUAAAACAUAGGUCACUAACUCUGAUGUUAUUUGUUUUCUAAGUGGUAUGUGAGAUUUUUUAAUGUAGUUAGAAUUUUCAUUGUCUGAUGGACACAAUAUGCCCUUCUGGUUCUAUUCAAACCAGCAGGAUCUGUCGGUGCUUAGAGAUGGCUGCCUGGACUGGAAUCAAAUCUAAUUUCAGGGAAAUGAAGAUGGAAUUUGAAGGUCACUUUUGAAAUUAAGUCAUUGAUGCUGCUGUUACAAAGUGUGACAGAGGAUCCAUGUCUGUGACACAGGACAGUGGGAGGCCUGAGAGUUUGAAAUUAUGUGAUACACUGAAAUGACUUUGGUUUUUCUUCUAACUCAUACAAAACUGGUUUGGUAAGUCUUUGCUUUGGAAGUAUCAGACAUUAGAAUAGGCCAAACUGGACUGUCUGUUCAUAGCGUGCCCGGAUAAGAAGGCCUCUGAGGGAGCCAGAAGGAGCAGAGUGGUCGUGUUCUGCAUGCUCUCCACCCUCUGGGGAGCCCCUGCUGCGGCUGGCAGGUACAGACAGCCUCUGCUGGCCCCCAGCACGUCCAGGGUGGGUGCUCCUUUGCCUGACAGAACCAUCCCCACUCUGAAGCUCUGAGAGAAGAUUUGUGGCAGGAACUGUUUAUGAGGCUCUAGUUGUUGCUGUUGUGGCGGGAAAGUUAAGAAACCCAGCCCUUAAGGAAACCACCUUUAUUUAUUUAUUUAUUUUCUUAAAGCACGCCUUUAAAUAAGCAAAAAAUGUAAAAGGCAGAAAAGAGAAUUCUUAGGCAAAUUCAAACAAAUGAGUGCUAGUUAAAACUAAUCACCACCUCCUCUCUCUCUCAUCCUCCUUUCUCCCGUCAAAGCAAAAUAUGGCCUCACUACCAGCCCCGAAUCAGUGCUCAGACCCUCUCUGUGUCUGUGUCCCCUCCUGGGAGUCAGUCAGCGCUCAGGCCAGGACUGUGCAGGGUUGGCCAGCCCAUGCGCUAGUCAGGAGCACAGGCAAGGGCUGCCUGUGGCAGUGGCCGGGCACCUGAGCCCCAGCUCGUUGUUAAACGUGCUGACCGCAAGGGCCAAUGGAGUGAGUUUCCCAACUAAAAAAACCACUAUUAUUUGAUAUUUUUUUUUCCCUUCAGUCAUAUAGACUUCAGAUAACUGCUCCUAUUUUUUAUGGAUUUUUCAGCUCAUUUCGGAUGAAGGAACUAAGUCAUUGUGAACUGUCUCUUGGGAUCUAAAAACAAGAUGACUUUGCCUGGCACAUAUUCCAAAGCAAAGACUUUGUUGCCUGCUGCUUAUUAUCUAAUUUACAGGGAUAUUUAAUUUUGUCAGGUCUAUGUAUAUUUAUCCAGCUAUACUUACUUGCACAGUGGAUUGGGGAGAAGAGACCGACCCUCCAGUGUGCACACUCAUCGCUACUCUUUCCGCGCUUCCCUCAUGCUGUGUCCCGCUCGGGUUCCAAGGGACAGUAUCAGGGCUUGUUUCACUUGGGUCUUUCAGUUUUUCUUUUGGUUCCCUUUUAAAAUGUGAUUGUUAACCUGCCCCUUAAAAAGAAAAAAUUCAGCUGGGUGUGGUGGCUCACGCCUGUAAUCCCAGCACUUUGGGAGGCCAAGGCAGGUGGAUCUCCUGAGGUCAGGAGUUCGAGACCAGCCUGGCCAACAUGGUGAAACCCCGUCUCUACUAAAAAUACAAAAAGUAGCCGGGCGUGGUGGCAUGUGCCUGUAAUCCCAGUUACUCGGGAGGCUGAGGCAGGAGAAUCGCUUGAACCUGGGAGGUGGAGGCUGCAGUGAGUUGAGAUUGCACCAUUGCACUCCAGCCCAGGUGACAAAGCAGGACUCUGUCUCAAAAGAAAAGAUUGAUUUUGCUGCUGCUCCCAGAAGGUUUGCUGGAUGUGUUUACAUAGGACUCUAACUUGUGUGCACUACAGUUGUUCACCAGGGCCAGUGAUUCACCCCGGUGUGUGGCCAGACCAUGACUGUGUAGCAGGAAUGUUUUAAUUUGUGCUUCCUUAGUAAAUGGAAAUAUCAGCUGAGAGACUAUUUGCUGCUAUUGUUCAAAAGGCCAUUUAUGAAGUUAGUAUUUGAGCCCCAUAGGAUCUUUACAAAGCCUCCAGUCAUUUAAAGGAAGAAAUCAGAGUUGUUAUAAAAUUCAUGUAAAAAGCUCACAGCCAAACGGCUGUGCUCAGAUGGAAAGUCUGAGCUGAGGUUGGUCUCUUGCCAAACCCUGGCUGUUGUGUGUUGUUCUUCAUGUCUUCAAGUUCUUUUUUUUUUCAUUCUGCGUAUUCUGGCAUCAGUUCACCUGAGGAGUCCACCAGCCUUCUUGUAUUUAAGGCAUCGUCUUAGACUUUGUGGCUCUAAAGUACUUGUCUGUUGAGAUUGCAAGUCUCUUGUCACCAUCCUCACACAUGACAACAAAACCCGUAAUGCAUAAGUGGCCUUUUUGAACCAAGACUUUGCAAACUGAUCUCUCCCCAGUGAAGGAGUUGAGCACAUUAGCAACAAUGUACAUUAUUAAUUUUGGAUUUUCAUUUUCAUGUUUUAUUUUGUAAAUAUUAUCUGAUGUUUGGAGCUUGAGUAUACAGACUGUAAAUAUAGUUCUUGUAUUUGUACUAAUUCUGAUUCUUUUGCUGUAUAGCCUUAGAUGUGCAAUGCAGACAUUAUCUAACUGUGUAUGGUAACCUUGCAUCACGGAACUAUUAGUGAACGAGGUAAAAAUAAUAAAGGUACAGCCAGUGCAUC